This is a messenger RNA of Gopherus flavomarginatus (Mexican gopher tortoise), 1733 nucleotides long. RefSeq names its product thyrotropin releasing hormone (gene TRH). The coding region runs from base 163 to 948 and encodes 261 amino acids. Lineage: Eukaryota; Metazoa; Chordata; Testudines; Testudinidae. Gene Ontology annotation, biological process: hormone-mediated signaling pathway. Gene Ontology annotation, molecular function: thyrotropin-releasing hormone activity. The transcript is spliced from 3 exons. The record is from RefSeq and is a predicted model, not a curated record. Gene Ontology annotation, cellular component: extracellular region.
CCCGUUCUAUUGGAUACUGCAAGUGUCUGUAGUAAAGAAGGAAAACUCUGAAGCUCAGAUGUGCAAAUACAUCUAAAGAAGGAAUGAACUGAAGAUCCUCUUGGGAGAAAGAUCAACCAAACCCAGAAAACACAAUCCAGCUGCAGGAACUCCUUUCCCACAAUGACAUCCAUCCGGCUGCUGCUGCUCUCCCUAACUCUCUCCAGUGUCUGUGUCAGUCUGGGGCAGCUCAUUCCAGAGGCAAACGAGAAUGGAGAUAGAAGCCAUUUGGAUGACAUCCUGCAAAGGGCAGAAAGCAUCAUCCUUCGGUCUAUCCUUAAGAAAGCAGAAGAGGAGGAAGAGACUAAUAAAGAACCAAGCGCUCCUCAGCCAGACUCGUUUUCCAAAAGACAACACCCUGGGAAGAGAUUCCCCAGUGACCUAGAGAAGAGGCAGCACCCUGGGAAAAGGGAAGAUGAGGAAGAGGCAUCUUAUGGAGAAACUCAGAAGAGACAACAUCCAGGGAAAAGAGAGGAAGACGAUGACCUUGACAGUGACAUGGAGCUGCAGAAGAGACAGCAUCCUGGCAGGAGGUCAUUGUGGGACCAGUAUGUUGAUAUCCCUAGCACUGAACUGGCCUUUCGGAAUGAACUAUCCAAAAGGCAACACCCGGGCAAGAGGUCUCUGAUUUACAACAAGCGUCAACAUCCUGGCAAGAGGAGCUGGGAUGACAAGCUGGAUCUGGGCGACCAAGACAUGGAGAAACGCCAGCACCCUGGAAGAAGAUACAUGGAUUCUGAAAGUCCAGAUUAUGAUGCCCCCUGUGACCUCCAGGAUUCCUUCAACUGUCGCAAAGGCAGCUUCUUGCUCGAGUUACUAGAUAAUGUCAACAACGGCAGAGUAGAAGAGAAGCAGCAGCAUCCUGGGAGGAGGUUUGCUUGGGAAGGUGAAGCAGGAGCAGAGAAGUGAGAAAGGGCGAUUGCAUUGGCCAUCAUUUACAUUUGAUUCAGUGUGAUCUGCCAGGCCACCUAAAGUUCUGUUCAUUCCCCUCCCUACUCUCUGCUGCUGACCUGCCAUAUGAGUAACUCCUUAGAAAUAAAGCUAAAGUCCUCGAGGAUUAAAGCCCUGAUUCAGCUAGAUACUACGCAUGUACAUGGUCCCACUGAAGUAAAUGGCACAUCUCACAUAUUUAAAGUUAAGGAUGUGCUUACUUUGCUGACUCAGGGCACUAGGCUUAAUCCUGCCAAGUGCUGAGUGCCUUCAACUCCCACCAACAUGGUAAUUGAGGGUGCUCAGUAUCUUACAGGAUCAGGCUCUAAGAUGAUCCUUUAUGUGGACCCACCAAUGAGGGCUAGAAUGGCCCCGUUAUAUGAGUUCAGGAUACUAGAUGAUGAAGCAGAAUAAUUGCAUAAGAAGAGCCAUGUAAGUGAAAACAAGGGAAUACAAGUGAAUUUACAGAGUGGGAGAGAACAACUACAACAACAACAACAUGAAGUGAUUUCAAAAUGAAAUUUAACAGGGUUUUACUUUUAAAUAAUACAUUAGUGAAACAUGUACGCUUAUGCACUUCAGCCUAUUCUGAUAAUAAACAUUAAUUCCUGGGCAGAGAGAGAUUAUGCGCAUAUGUAACAAACUGGAUGUUUAGCUUUAAACCUUGCCUUCAAACAAACGACUCAAAACCAAACAAUAUUUCAUUUAGAAAACUACAGAACAAGGACAUUUAACAUGUCAUAACAAUUCAACAAGUUGAGAAG